Molecule: messenger RNA, 1405 nt
Organism: Copidosoma floridanum
Lineage: Eukaryota; Metazoa; Arthropoda; Insecta; Hymenoptera; Encyrtidae
Gene: Mettl14
Product: methyltransferase like 14
Biological process (GO): mRNA modification
Cellular component (GO): nucleus; RNA N6-methyladenosine methyltransferase complex
Molecular function (GO): mRNA binding
Source: RefSeq, a predicted model, not a curated record
UUCAGUAAAAGUUUUGCGAGUUGAGGUUUGUCAAUAAUAUCGGUUGUGUAAAAAUGUUACAAACUUUGCGGGAACGCUCGCAAAAACGAAAGAAACUCCUGGCACAGACGCUUGGUGUGUCAAGUGUUGACGAGUUGAGGCAGAUUUUAGGAACUGAAGUAGAUGAAUCGCAAAAGAAGAAAAUUAAAGUGACGUCGUUCAAAUGUGAAGAUGAAGCCAAAGAGAAGCAAAGCAAUACAUCCGCGACAGAUGAAAUUGUUUACAAAGAUUCGUCUACGUUCUUAAAAGGGACACAGUCCUCGAAUCCGCACAACGAUUACUGUCAGCACUUUAUUGACACAGGCCAGAGGCCUCAAAAUUUUAUCAGGGACGUUGGUCUGGCCGACAGAUUUGAGGAGUAUCCCAAACUUAGGGAGCUUAUAAAACUGAAAGACGACCUGAUUUCCGAGACGGCUACUCCUCCCAUGUAUUCAAAGACCGACUUGUCCACGUACAGCUUGAAAGACUUGAACUGUAAGUUUGAUGUGAUACUUAUUGAACCUCCGUUAGAAGAAUAUCAAAGAACUUGUGGUGCUACAAAUGUGCAGCUGUGGAACUGGGAUCAGAUUAUGGAGUUGGAUAUUGGUGAGGUGGCAGCUAGCAGGAGCUUUGUUUUUUUGUGGUGUGGUAGUAGUGACGGUUUGGAUAUGGGGAGAUUUUGUUUGAGAAAGUGGGGUUUUAGGCGGUGUGAGGAUAUUUGUUGGAUUAGGACAAACAUUAAUAAUCCUGGACAUAGUAAAAAUUUGGACAGUAAGGCAGUGCUUCAAAGGACUAAAGAGCAUUGUUUGAUGGGUAUUAAGGGAACUGUCAGACGAUCAACGGAUGGUGAUUUUAUUCAUGCCAAUGUGGAUAUUGAUUUAAUUAUAUCAGAGGAAACUGAAUAUGGCUCUAUUGAAAAACCUGUAGAAAUAUUUCAUAUCAUCGAACAUUUUUGUCUUGGACGUAGGAGGUUACAUCUUUUUGGAAGAGACACAACAAUCAGACCUGGUUGGCUGACAGUUGGUCCUGAAUUGACCAAUACCAAUUUCAAUGCAGACAUUUACAAUGGUUAUUUUAAUAAUAAUCAAAUCACUACUGGCUGUACAGAAAGAAUAGAAGCUCUACGACCAAAAUCACCUCCUCCCAAGGGUAAAGUCUCAGGCAGAGGUAGAGGUGGUUUUAAUCGUGGACGAGGACGAGGAAGAUAAAGUGAUGCAAGGCAUACAAAAUUUUUAAAUAUUUGUUGUUUUAUAAACUGAUAUAUUUUUGAAAAUAUCAAGAAGAAAUAAUCUCUUGCAAAUGUGUUGCUUGCAAGAAUAAUUGAAAAUAUAGCUAUUUCAUUGUUGGAGUUGUGUGAUGUGAUUGCACAAAAAACAUUUAGCCAAAU